UGAGGAGAUGAAGAUCUGGAGCUCGGAGCACGUGUUCGGCCACCCAUGGGACACGGUCAUCAAGGCAGCCAUGCGGAAGUACCCGAACCCCAUGAACCCUUGUGUGGUGGGUGUGGACGUGCUGGAGCGCGGUGUGGAUGGAAGCGGGCGCCUGCACAGCUUGCGCCUGCUCAGCACUGAGUGGGGGUUGCCCAUGCUCGCACGAGCGAUUUUGGGAACCAGUAGGACUUCGACAUACGUCGAAGAGCGCUCUGUUGUGGACCCUGCAGAAAAGAAAAUGGAGCUUUGUUCCACCAAUAUCACACUCACAAAUCUGGUGUCAGUGAACGAGAGGUUGGUGUAUACCCCUCAUCCUGAGAACCCUGAAAAGACUGUGCUUACCCAGGAAGCCAUCAUCACAGUGAAGGGGAUCAGCCUUGGGAGCUACCUGGAAAGUCUAGUGGCCAACACGAUAUCAUGCAAUGCAAGGAAGGGGUGGGCUGCCAUUGAAUGGAUAAUUGAACACUCUGAGAGUGCUGUCAGCUAACAGAUGUGCACCUGUGCCUUGGGAACACACGAUACCUCAUCAGAAUUCUACAAAAGGACAAGA
Messenger RNA from Dipodomys spectabilis (banner-tailed kangaroo rat), 589 nucleotides. RefSeq names its product PRELI domain containing 3A (gene Prelid3a). Gene Ontology annotation, cellular component: mitochondrial intermembrane space. Gene Ontology annotation, biological process: phospholipid transport. The record is from RefSeq and is a predicted model, not a curated record. Bases 8 to 526 code for a protein of 172 amino acids. The transcript has 7 exons. Lineage: Eukaryota; Metazoa; Chordata; Mammalia; Rodentia; Heteromyidae. Gene Ontology annotation, molecular function: phosphatidic acid transfer activity.